AUGAAUCGGCAGAAUUAAUUGACUAUAAGAGAUUCUUUAAAGAAUACACUUUUUAGUUAAAGGAAAAGAAAUCUGAAAUUUAAUCCUCCGCCUUAAAACACUUCUCUGCCCAUGCUAAAUGAUCAAUAAAAAAUCGCAAGUUAGCAAUUUAGACAUUUUAGUGAUAUUUAUGAAUAUGGCCAUCUUCAGAUCGGUUCUAUGAAUAUUUAUCAUUAGGCGAAGGAGCCCAUGGGAUAGUAAAGACAUGUUAUAAGAGAGAUCAAUCCAAUGGGAAUAAUACAGAAAGAACCACUUAUGCCGUUAAAAUCUUUAGAACUGGAGAUACAGAAAUAAUUAAUACAAUUAGAGAAACAUUUCAUAUAAAUAGAGCACUCAAUGAUCUGAAAUGCGUAGUUAAAGCACUAGAUCUAUUUAUAAAUUCUAAAAAAGAAGAACACCACCUGGUUAUGGAAUAUUGUCCAUAUUAGAGUUUAGAAUAAAGAAUGGGAAAUCUGAAAUUUGAAGAUAUUUAAAUAAUUGCUUUAAAUUUAGCUCAGUCAAUAAAGUAAUUGCAUUAAAGAGGAAUUUGCCAUAGAGAUCUAAAGCCAGACAAUAUUCUUAUUGGAGAUAAUUUGGCAUUGAAAUUAAUAGAUUUUGGGGUUUCAAAAAGGUUUUUAGUAAAAGGAAAGGUAACUAAAAAAAUAGAUAUGUGGACAAGAACUGGUUCCUUAUUUUAUUAAGCUCCUGAAAUAUUCUUAGGAGGUGGAUACGAUGAAAAAGGUAAUUCUGAAACUAUUUUUAGUUGACAUCUGGUCAAUAGGCAUAAUUUUGUAUUAAUUAUUAGUUGGAUAGUUGCCAUUUUAAUAGGAUACUAUUUUAGAUACAAUAGAGAUGAUUAGAGAUUCAGAAAUAAAUGUGAAAAACUAGGCAGCUUUUAAAUUGUUGAAUAAAUUAGAAUAAGACCUAUUAAAGCGAUUAUUGAAGAAAGAUCCAGAAAAAAGAUUGUCAGCUGAAGGUUCUUUAAUAAUAAUAAUUUUAAAGAUUUCGUUUUGCAUCCUUGGAUUCAUAGGAGACAACAUAAAAAGUCACUCAAAAGUUAUGAUGACUGCGAUAUUGUGGAUACUAGGAAAGGUGAUGGGAUAUUAUAAUCAUCAGAGAUAACGACCUAGAAGCAAUAUUUGCCUAGGAGCAAAAACCCUUUGAUUGCUCCAAUUGAUGAGGAAUCUACUAGUCCAUUAAAAAUGAAUUGGAGUAAUUGGGAUAAUCAUGUGCAUUAUGUUCCACAAGAUUUAAUUCAGAUUAUAGACCUAAUUGAUAAUAAAUCAAAGGAUUUGGGGUGUUCUGAAGAACUCUUCAAUGAAUAAUAGACAUAAGAGGAAGUGGUAGAUUUACAAAUUGGAUAAUUGAGAAAAACCUCAGAGUAUUUUGAUUAACUAUGA
Messenger RNA from Paramecium octaurelia, 1418 nucleotides. NCBI's taxonomy places the organism in Eukaryota, Ciliophora, Oligohymenophorea, Peniculida, Parameciidae. The record is from the annotation of a GenBank genome assembly.